Purpureocillium takamizusanense is the source of this 606-nucleotide messenger RNA. RefSeq lists its product as uncharacterized. The coding region runs from base 1 to 606 and encodes 201 amino acids. Lineage: Eukaryota; Fungi; Ascomycota; Sordariomycetes; Hypocreales; Ophiocordycipitaceae. The transcript is spliced from 3 exons. The record is from RefSeq and is a predicted model, not a curated record.
AUGCGCUUCCUCGCCCUCGUCGCUCCCCUCGUUGGCCUCGCCGCCGCCGCACCCGCGCCCGAUGCCCCUAGCAAGGUCGCGAUUCGCGGCGUGAGCCUACUCGGCAGUGGCUGCCCCCCCGGUAGCGCCGACGUCCAGGUCGACGCGACCGGCACCCUCUUCGAGGCGACCUUUUCGCAGUACGCGGUGCAGAGUGGGCCGGGCACUGCUGCUAUUGACUGGCGGAAGAACUGCAAGCUCACGCUUAAUAUGGAGUUUAGCUCUGGUUUCCAGUUUUCUAUCCUCGAUACCAAUAUGAUUGGCUUCGCUGAGAUCCCUACGGGCGCCAGGGGCCAGUGCACUAAUACCUUCUCCUUCACCGGCAGCCCCAACACCCAGGUUACCUAUGCUCUUGACCUCCCGGGCCACUACCAGGGCAACUUCAACCUCCGCUCUAACGAGCGCCUCGAGUCGUGGUCUCCUUGUAGCGAUAGUACUGCUAUCCUCAAUAUGAAUACUGCCUGCAACCUUAGCCCUACCCACCUCCCCGCCCUUAUUGCUGUCGACUAUAUUAGCGGUAAGCUUACGGUUAAGUUCGCCGUUACGUGGCGCCCUUGCCGCAAGUAA